Molecule: messenger RNA, 2569 nt
Organism: Chaetomium strumarium
Lineage: Eukaryota; Fungi; Ascomycota; Sordariomycetes; Sordariales; Chaetomiaceae
Exons: 2
Coding region: 1-2271 (756 amino acids)
Source: RefSeq, a predicted model, not a curated record
AUGGCCGGCAACAACACGGACUCUAACUCGAGCACGUCCUUCGACUACGAGGACUGGGUGUCGUUCCCCCCAGACUCGGGCAAGGCGGAUGCUGCCCAAGCCCCUGUUGCCGGUCAUGGAGGCUCUGAUGGCGCGCAGCAGACGUCUGCUACUCAGGUUGCCGGUAAUGCUCGAACUAAUCCUACACAACAACACCAGCAGGGCAACGACCAGACUGGCGCUGAUCCCGCUCAAGACGCACAAUCCGCCUUUCAUUUCCCCCCGACGUCUACGGUUCCAAACGGCCAGGUUCCCAGCCUUCCACAGAACGCAGUCGCUAACCCGGCAUCCCUUCCACUGGCCGGCCAGCAGAUGCCCAAUGCGCCCAUGUUUGUGGGAUACCCGGGUAAUGGGAUGUCACAACAUCCUCCCAGCAAUGACCAGUCCGGUAUGUUGUACCCCCAAAACCCCGUGCCGCAGACGCAGCAAGCCCCAGGGCAGGCUACGCAGAACAACUGGGUCCAACCAACGCAAAGCAAUCUUGGGCAGGGUUUCGGCGCACAGAAUUCCAAUGUUGUGGGCCGCACUGAGUAUGGGAGCCUCCCUGGCAGUGGGGGCGUUCCUAAUGUGUAUGUGACGUUGCCGCCUGGACAAGCCCCUGCCAUGCCUUCGCCUUACGGAGUGAGCUCACAAGUCCAGAGCGUCACUUACCAGCUGCUGCAGCAGUCCUUGGGACAAGGGGGGCAGAUUCCCAACGGGGGACUCGUCCCUACGCAACCCCACGCCAUCCCCAAUCCGACACCACGGGGGCCUCCGCAGCCUGACCUGCCGAAUCCCAGAAAUGUCUACAAGAUCUCUCACAAAAGGUCAGAGAUACACAAGCGUGUGAACAAGCCAUCUCUCUACUACCAAAUACCGCAGGGUCUGGGAAGAUGGGGGCCCGAGGUCAAUGUGGCUGAAAGGGAAGACCGCCGUAAGAAGCGAAAAAGGCCCUCCAAGGAGGACAUGCGCCCUGUAUUCGACUACGUCGAGGUCGGGGACCGGCCGACUGUCGAAUUGAGCUGGGUAACAUUAACCAAACGCGAGAUCGAGUUAUUCUUGGGCGGGUGGGCGCACCCGAGCCCCAUGAACCGGCGCCUGAUCUUGUGGGUUCAGAAUACACCCGCCCAGUCCAAACACCGGUUCGUAAACGGGGAGAAGUCAGGCAAAUGUCGAUUGCAAGAUUGUGUAGAGCCACACAACACGAUCUCCAAGGGAUUCUGGCGUCUCGCUUUCGACGAGUUCUCGGACGGCGCGGACCUUCCGCAGACCAACCCGUCGCUCGACCCGUAUCAUAACGCGGCCUACAUGCACCUGCACUGCUUUGAGAAUACGUUUGACCUGGGCUUCCUGAUCCACCAUGGCGCCAGACAACUCGGCUUCGAGAUUCGUCCCGACACCCGAACCUUUCUGCGGGAGGAGAAGAACACUAUGUCUGUGACGAGAGACCAUCAAGAGAUGAUCCGGACGUAUAACGAAUGGGUUGAGAACGAAAAGGACCGGGCUGAUCUGUUCAAAAACAUUCACCCGGGUUAUACGGGACUUGACGGUCCAUACCACAAACAGCACAAUCAGACCCUCGGAUACGCCUUGACUUCGAAGCACCUUGAGUUAGAAACCAAAGCACGGGAGAAAACGCGGGCAAAACGGAGAAAGAAUGGCGAAGGGAGUGCAGAUAUCGAAAUCCACAUGGGCGAUUUGGCGAGCCAAGCGGGCAAGAGAAAGCGGCAGGAAGACAACAGCGAUGACAUCAGCAGCGACGGGUCGGACUCGUCGUCGUCCGAUGGCCAGGCGCCGUCUCGGCCCCCCAAGAGGCAGCGGGUAGCCAAACAAACGGGCGAGACAGCGUUCAGCCGCGCCACGCGUCCAACAGAGGGGCCAGAGCGCGAGCACAACUGGUGGUCGCAGAGGGACGACGACAUUGUUGAUUCAAACUACGAGUCGGACCCGAACAGCCAGCCCACCACGCCGGGAUCCACGCCGGGCAUGUACAGAGAAGAGUUCUCCCAAUUUGAUUGGAACUUGAUGGAGGCUGAAGAUGUAGAGCAGGAACAGGCUUCCGAACCCUCCGACCCUCCCGCCGAACCUCCUGCCGACCCGCUGAACGAGCGGCGCGAGGCGCUACGUCAGCAAAUCCUGGGGCUGACGCCGUGGCAACUCGUGGACAUCCAAGAGCAGGUGCGGCGGCGGGAAGCGCAGGGAGGGCUCACGCCGACGCCGAACGGGUGGAAGCAGAAGGCGCAGUCUUUCUGAUUGUGCAACAAUGGACUUCAGGUGAGGAUGGAAGGUAAGUGGUGUAGUAAAUUAAGGUAAGGCGCCUCUAAGAAGUCGUCCUCAAAAAGUACUGAGGGUAGGUAGGUGGUGUAAUAUAAGGUAAGAAUUCUGUAGACUGUUCCUGUUACUUCUUGGGUUCCAAGGUAUUUUAGAGAUAGAAGAGGCGUUUUGCAUAUAGAAUAUCAAUUUUGCUUUUGUAUCCCCCCUCCCUGUUCUCCUACAUUAUUAUAUAUGCGCUUUGGAUUUGGUAAUUCCUAUAAUCCUGCCAUAUUGAGAG